GUCAUUCAGCGCCAUCCAUUGAAUUAGAAUGUAAUAUAUAGUUCAAUGGAUCUAUCGUGUUAACAAAAUAAGUAGGUUAUGAGUGUAACCGUAAUAUCGGUUAACAUUGUAUAUAUAACAACGCCUAAUAUAUAUAAAUUUAAAUAUUAUGUCGGAAGAAUUGGGAUUGCAGGUAGGACGAAGGAGUUAUGAGGAAAUAUUAAAACAGCGACAAGAUGAAGGAGGAUAUAAAACCGAAACCACAAAUGAGCAAGCCCGUGUUGAAGAGAUCGUACUCAAAUUUUAUCGGUCGUGCAGAGAUGGAGAUCCUGUUUUACUUAGGCCAAAGCAUGUUCAAUUCCUAAAGAAAGCAAUUACUCAUUUAAAAGAAACUUACGAGUGUUUGGACUCGAGUAGGCCAUGGCUAUGUUUCUGGAUAUUGCAUUCACUUGCAAUAUUAGGAGAACGCUUAGAAGAUGAAGAGUACUCUAAGAUAGCAGGCUUCUUAGCGAAAUGUCAAUCACCACUUGGUGGUUUUGGAGGAGGUCCAGGACAAUAUCCUCAUUUGGCUUCUACGUAUGCUGCAGUGAAUGCACUGUGCACCAUUGGUACACAAGAAGCAUACAACGUGAUAGAUAGGAAAAAUUUGAAACGGUUUCUGUCGUCCUUACGCGGAGAGGAUGGUUCUUUCUGCAUGCACAAGGACGGCGAAGUAGAUAUGCGUGGAGCGUACUGCGCUCUCGCCACUGCCAAGUUGACAAACGUGUACACACCGGAUAUGUUCAAAGGCACCGCCGAAUGGAUAGCUAAGUGUCAAACGUGGGAAGGUGGCUUCGGCGGUUGUCCAGGGAUGGAGGCUCAUGGUGGAUACGCGUUUUGCGCUUUGGCAGCACUUGUAAUGCUCGGAAAAACAGAGCUUUGCCAUUUGCCGGAGCUACUGAGAUGGAUAGUGAAUAAACAGAUGCGUCUUGAGGGCGGUUUCGAGGGACGUACGAAUAAAUUGGUGGACGGAUGUUAUUCAUUCUGGCAAGGGGGAACGUUCCCAUUGAUCGCCGCUGUCUUAUCAACGCAAGGAAAGGAAUAUAAUGGUUCCGACCACUGGCUGUUCAACCAAGAGGCCUUACAAGAGUAUAUAUUAACUUGCUGUCAGAAUCCGCACGGUGGUCUUCUGGAUAAACCAGGAAAAAAUCGUGAUAUAUACCAUACGUGUUAUGUCCUCAGUGGAUUAUCAAUUGCACAAAAUUCGCCAGUAGAAACCAUCAUUGGAAGGAGGCUAACGAAUAAAGUGGAAGUCAUACAUCCUGUAUACAAUGUUGAAUACUCCGCCGCGAGAAAAGCGCAGGAGUAUUUUUCCACUUUACCAAUCCCAGCCGAUUGAUGCGUCUUAGCUAUCUAAAAUAUAUUUAACCAUGUUUGUAUGUUUUUCCUAAAAAGAAUGAAAAAAAGAAAAAAAUCCCAAAGAUGGAAUUUAUCUCAAAUUGACCAAUGAUGCGCGCGUAAAAGUUUGUACAUGAAAUUCCAUAAUUGUGAUAUAUAAGAGAAGAACUUAUAAUACCAUGUUUUUUUAAUUGUCUUUACAUUCGAUGCACAUUACACGAUAUUAAAAAUUCAAAAAAACAUCGGCAUUUUUCCUAUUUUAAUUUUGUAUUAAUAAAGAUUACGGAGAAGCUGUUAUAUGAUAAUUUAUUACGCCGUGAGACGUUGCAUUGUUAUCUGAAUCUUUUUUUCUUUAUUAAUUAUCGUACGACAUGAAUGCACUAAUCUUAAAAAUGAAAUAAACUGAUCCACAGAGGUAAAAGAUCUCUAUUGCAACAUAUGGUCUUACACAUAGAUUAUAUGUACAUAUAUAGAUAAAUAAUAGAAUAUAUAUU
Messenger RNA from Pogonomyrmex barbatus (red harvester ant), 1850 nucleotides. RefSeq names its product Farnesyl transferase beta subunit (gene Fntb). The record is from RefSeq and is a predicted model, not a curated record. Gene Ontology annotation, molecular function: protein farnesyltransferase activity. Gene Ontology annotation, cellular component: protein farnesyltransferase complex. NCBI's taxonomy places the organism in Eukaryota, Metazoa, Arthropoda, Insecta, Hymenoptera, Formicidae. Gene Ontology annotation, biological process: protein farnesylation.